AUGGACUGCCUCACCGAGGGUAACGGCGAUCUGUAUGGCAUUGGCGUCCGCCUCGGCCUCUACUUUCAAUGGGCCGCCGGGUUUCUGUUGCGCAACUUUAGCGGCUCCUGGAGGACCAUCUCGGCCGUGAGAAUGGCCAACAACGCACUCGGCCUGUCUCUCAUGUUAGCGACCAUGAUCAACACCUCUCGCGGCUUGUCGCUCAGUACGGACUUUCUCAUCGUCUACUACCUCACCAUCGCGCUCUUCUAUGCCGAAUCCUACAACCUCUUGACCAAGGAAAAUGCCAACAACGAGGGCUUCCUCUACGUCCUGAAGCCAGAUCUGCCACUCUUAUUUCAAAAUCUCCUUUUUGCAACCGCGAGCGUCUUUGGAGGUUGGUUCUGGAUCCGUGGAGUGCGGAUGGCAGAAGAGCCAGCAUGUGGCGCCAGAGCGGCGGUAAUCGGGGCUUUCGACCUGAACAACUCGCGAUGGAAAGUCUUCGCAGCCGUCUUCUCCGUCGGUCUUGGCAUCAUCUUUGGGCUGUUCUUUGUGAUUCAUCUCGCCGGCUUCUGGAGCGGCCAGGUCUCGAGGCGACCUGUAACGUACAUCGCGAGGUCGCUCAGUUUUGCUUCGGGGGCCCCAACGCAGAUCAUGCUAGCGUUGCAAGGACUACUGAGACCGAAUCUCCCUGGCGCAAGGAACGAGAAAUGGUUCUUACGGUUCCGCGCCGGAGACCUAUUGCUGCUCUUGCAGUUUUUCCUGAUCAACCUGGCUGGACCUAUCAUCGCCAUAUCCUCCGUGGAGACCAUGAUACGGACGAACCAUCUGUCGACAGACGGCAUCUUGGAGUCGAGCGGACAGAUGAUCGCACUCAUCACCGGGGUCACGAGCCUCUGCGUCGCUAUCGCGGAGAUGCUAGGAGACUGGUUCGGGGACUGGGUCGGACGAAAGCAGGCUCUGCCAAAAGACAUAGCAUCCGAGUUGCUGUACAACUCGACCAAGCCUAUGGAGAUUGAGGAGAUCGAGGAGGUUAUGAAACAACUUUCGCGUUGGAUUUCGGAGUACCAAAAAGACGAUGCUGCAAGCCACGAUUUUGACUUGGGGAUGGGUGACUUCCGCCGGCCAGAGAAAGAGACAAUUGGUCCUGGAACAACACCGAGUAUCGCGGAUCGUCGAGAGACCGAAGCUGAAGCCUACCAGAGACCUCGUUCAGUUUGA
Colletotrichum karsti is the source of this 1200-nucleotide messenger RNA. RefSeq lists its product as uncharacterized. NCBI's taxonomy places the organism in Eukaryota, Fungi, Ascomycota, Sordariomycetes, Glomerellales, Glomerellaceae. Bases 1 to 1200 code for a protein of 399 amino acids. The transcript has a single exon. The record is from RefSeq and is a predicted model, not a curated record.